AGCCAUCAUGACCGUCAACUACAUGCAAGCAGCAGCGACUGCGAGAGGUGGAUCGUUCAUAAAACUGCUGUUUCGCUGGCGAGGAAGUGUAUGGAAGCUUGUUUGGAAAGAACUAACAAUCUUUCUUUUUGUGUACUUCAACAUGAGCGUAUUAUACAGGUUCUUCCUGAAGGGAAAUGUACUUGGCACAACCUUUGAACUAAUUGUGCGUCACUGCCGGUCUCUCUUUAGCCAAACGGAGCCGGUCAUUUCGUUUGCCAUGGGUUUCUACGUAGCCCAAAUCGCAGAUAGAUGGUGGAGAAUUUUUAUGACAAUUCCUUGGCCAGACAGCUUUGGUUUGCAUUUGUGCGGGCUGCUGAGAUCUCGCACUGGUGAAAAGUAUACGGAAGCUGAUAGAACAGUUCGCAGGACUGUUAUGCGUUACGUGAUACUGACCUAUGUCUUAGUCUUUAGAGACAUAAGCGAAAGACUCAGGCGAAGGUUUCCAACCUACAACCAUCUGGUACCUGCGCUGAUGACAGAAGUAGAAAAGACAAAGCUUGAGAAUGAAGAUAUCAAACGAGCAUACUGGCUGCCCAUUGAAUGGGCAAUCCAGCAUCUACGAAAAUGCUACUAUAGAGGACAACUUGAAGAGUAUCACUUUUCAACGUUGUGUGGGACCGUUCUGCGAUACCGUGAAAUGAUGCACAGCAUUCUUUCUUUUGACUGGAUAAAUGUACCAUUGGUUUACACUCAGGUUGUGCACAUCUGCAUAUGUGCUUACUUUAGUAUCAAAUGCUUUUCAAAUCAGCCUAUAUAUGAGGAAGGAGAGAAAACAUGGAUAAAUGAUUUUGUCAUUCCUUUAUACGCUAUUUUUGAAUUCGUCUUCUUCGUGGGUUGGCUGAAAGUAGCUCAGGUAAUGCUCAACCCAUUUGGAAUGGAUGAGGAUGACUUCGAGAUAGAUGGACUUGUGGAAAGAAACUUACAAGUUGGCUACUCUUAUGUGGAUACGAUGUUUGAUAGACUUCCACCACUAGUUUAUGUCGAUGUGACCACACUCCCUCAUACCAAGGCAUCCAUGGCUUUACUACCUAAAGCCACUCCAAUGGUUGGUUCAGUUGCACAUGUGCAUGUACCACGAGCUGAACAGCGAAUAAUAAGUAAGGAGGAUUUAGAAAAGAUUAGGAAAUUGCUGGGUCCAACCUUUGGCAGUCGUUACGCAUCCAGAAGAAGUGAUAUGGGAUCUUUGGCGGAAGACGUUCCACAAUUAGCCGUUGGUAGUCGCGAAAUGCUGCUGCCAAAAACGGAUGUUAAGCCACAAGUCACUCAAGUUGAAGAUAGUCGCGAAAUGACGAGGCAGAGUGUUUCAAAGAAUUACACUGCUAAAACCCCCGAGAACCUUCUGAAACCAGCAGCGAGUGCAGCGAAAAGUACGCGCAAGAAAUCUUCUAAGCGCAAGGCUUUAUCCUCUAUUCAGCAAAAAGAGUUCGAGUUGGAUCAAACACAAAACACCUCAGAGUCUAAGCCACCGUCGACACCCAAUAAAAUCAUAACGAUUCAAAUGCAGCGGACGCAAGAUUCUACCAGGGAAAAAGCGGAAAGGGCGAUGAAGAAACUCAAAUCUGCACCAACGUCGGCUGUGUCAAGUACAAAAACGCAGAAGAGUAAAGGAACACUGGAAACGGCUAGAACGCCUUACAGCACUCUAUCUAAAAGAAUCAGUUUUGGGCAGUUCUCUCGAGAAGCACGCGCAUACUCAGUCGACAAGACUCUGACAGGACUACCAGCUACCGUAAAGUCAAAGAAAUAUCACGUCAGCCGAUACCUUGAAGACUUCGUUCUUGUUCUCAACGGUGAAAGUCACAUUUGCUGA
This is a messenger RNA of Cylicocyclus nassatus, 1852 nucleotides long. The record is from the annotation of a GenBank genome assembly. NCBI's taxonomy places the organism in Eukaryota, Metazoa, Nematoda, Chromadorea, Rhabditida, Strongylidae.